AUGGGGCGCAAGUUGGACCCUACGAAGGAGAAGCGCGGGCCUGGCCGAAAGGCCCGCAAACAGAAGGGCGCCGAGACAGAGCUCGCCAGGUUCCUGCCUGCAGCUGGCGAAAAUUCCAAGAGGCUGUCUAGUCGUGCUAGAAAGAGGGCAGCAAAGAGGAGGCUGGGGUCUGCUGAAACCCCUAAGACAAAUAAGUCUUCUAAAGCCAAACCUUUGCCUGAAAAGCUAUCAAAAGGAGCUGUCCAGACACCGGGUGAGAAUGGAGCGCAGUCCUUAUUUAAUGCUGCUCGGGGCAAGAAGCGCCCAGCACCAACCCAUAGCAGUGAUGAGGAAGAGGAGGAGGAAGACUCUGAAGCAAAUGGUGUGGUGAACCAGGGGGACUUCUGGGGCUCUGAGGACAGUGAUGCUGAUAUGGUGGAUGACUAUGGAGCUGACUCCAACUCAGAGGAUGAUGGCGGAGGUGAAGAGUUGCUGCCCAUUGAAAGAGCUGCUCAGAAGCAGAAGGCCCAGGAAGCUGCUGCUGGGGGCCAGUGGAGUGAGGAAGUGUCGCCAGACUCGGGCCCCACGAAGGAGCAUGAGGCAGACGGGGGCCUGCAGAUCAAUGUGGAUGAGGAGGAGCCGUUCGUGCUGCCCCCUGCUGGGGAGCUGGAGCAGGAUGCCCAUGCUGCAGACCUGCAACAAGUUCACAAGCGGAUCCAGGAUAUAGUGGGAGUUCUGCGUGACUUUGGGACUCAGCGGGAAGAAGGUCGGUCUCGUUCUGAGUACCUGAAUCGGCUUAAGAAGGAUCUGACUGCUUAUUACUCCUAUGGAGACUUUCUGCUUGGCAAGCUCAUGGACCUCUUCCCUCUGUCCGAGCUGGUGGAGUUCUUAGAAGCCAACGAGGUGCCUCGGCCUGUCACCCUCCGGACCAAUACCUUGAAAACCCGACGCCGAGACCUUGCUCAGGCUCUAAUCAAUCGUGGCGUUAACCUGGAUCCCCUGGGAAAGUGGUCAAAGACUGGACUAGUGGUAUAUGAUUCUUCAGUGCCCAUUGGUGCUACUCCUGAGUACCUGGCUGGGCACUACAUGCUUCAGGGAGCCUCCAGUAUGUUGCCCGUCAUGGCCUUGGCACCCCAGGAACAUGAGCGGAUCCUGGAUAUGUGUUGUGCUCCUGGAGGAAAGACCAGCUACAUGGCCCAGCUGAUGAAGAACACAGGUGUGAUCCUUGCUAACGAUGCCAACGCUGAGCGGCUCAGGAGUGUUGUGGGCAACCUGCACCGGUUGGGAGUCACCAAUACCAUCAUCAGCCACUAUGAUGGGCGCCAGUUCCCCAAGGUGGUGGGGGGCUUUGACCGAGUACUGCUGGAUGCUCCCUGCAGUGGCACUGGGGUCAUCUCCAAGGACCCAGCUGUGAAGACUAACAAGGAUGAGAAGGACAUCCUGCGCUGUGCUCACCUUCAGAAGGAGUUGCUCCUGAGUGCUAUUGACUCUGUCAGUGCCACCUCCAAGACAGGAGGCUACCUUGUCUACUGCACCUGCUCUAUCAUGGUGGAAGAGAAUGAGUGGGUGGUAGACUAUGCCCUGAAAAAGAGGAACGUGCGGCUGGUGCCCACAGGCCUAGACUUUGGCCAGGAAGGUUUUACCCGCUUUCGAGAAAGGCGCUUCCACCCCACUCUGCGUUCCACCCGACGCUUCUACCCUCACACACAUAAUAUGGAUGGUUUCUUUAUUGCCAAGUUCAAGAAAUUCUCCAAUUCUAUUCCCCAGUCCCAAACAGGAAAUUCUGCAACAGCCACCCCUACAAACCUAGACUUGCAUGACCUGAAGGGUCAGGUCAUCCUCACAUCUGAGAACAGCAGCCAGUCCGCUAAGAAGGCCAAAGGGGCUGCAAAGGCCAAGCAGCAAUUGCAGAAAAAACAGCAACAUCCCAAGAAGGCCUCUUUCCAGAAGCUGAAUGGCAUCUCCAAAGGGGCAGACUCAGAAUUGUCCACUAUACCUUCUAUCACAAAGGCCCAAGCUUCCUCUAAGUGCCAGGGUAGCACUCAACCAGCUGAAAAAGCUGAAGUGAUUGGGGAACCAAAGGUGACUGGGAAGCUAAAGCCACAGUCAUCUAAAUUGCAGUCCUCCAAGAAAGUUGCCUUCCUGAAGCAGAAUGCCCCUCCCAAGGGCACAGACACAGGAACAACUGCUGUGCUGUCCAUCUCCAAUUCCCAGGCCACCCCCAUGCCUAAGGACUGUGAUCAGCCCCUUGGGAAGGCCAAAGGGGCAGAGAAGGUAAAGCAGCAGUUGCCAAAGCAGCCUUUCCAGAAAGCUGCCUUUCAGAAGCAGAAUGGCACCCCGAAGGGACCUCAGAUUCCCACUGUGUCCCCCCUCAGUUCCAGCCGGCCCCCACCAGCAAAAAGGAGGAAAUCUCAGUCCAGGGGCAACAGCCAGCCACUUUUGUCUUAGAUGGGUGGAUGAAAAGUAGACUGGGGUGGCUCACUGACAUUGUCACUGGGUUGGAAGUCUUACCUCUGCGAGGAUUGCUUCCCCACUGCAUACACAUGAAAUUUAAUACACGUUUUACAACCUCUGGC
This is a messenger RNA of Galeopterus variegatus (Sunda flying lemur), 2555 nucleotides long. RefSeq names its product NOP2 nucleolar protein (gene NOP2). Gene Ontology annotation, biological process: rRNA base methylation; maturation of LSU-rRNA. The transcript is spliced from 15 exons. Lineage: Eukaryota; Metazoa; Chordata; Mammalia; Dermoptera; Cynocephalidae. The coding region runs from base 1 to 2427 and encodes 808 amino acids. Gene Ontology annotation, cellular component: nucleolus. The record is from RefSeq and is a predicted model, not a curated record. Gene Ontology annotation, molecular function: rRNA (cytosine-C5-)-methyltransferase activity; RNA binding.